CCUGAAAAAUACCUGUGUGGCGAACGCGUGUGCGGGGAAUGAAAUACUCGUCGCACAGCACAGCACAGCACAGCGGCAAAGGCAGCAAAAGGAAAACCAGAACCAGAAAAAUAUACUCACAAAUAAACAAAAACUACUUGCUACGUCAGAAGACCGCAAACAAAAGAUAUGAACGCAACGCAGCCGAGCUGUAGCUGCCGUUGCCGCUGACGUCGCUGCCCAAGGUUCGUCUGGGCGGCGCUCUGGCGAAUCGGAUACUAUAGUAGUAUUACUUUUCAGAGCAGAGCAGAGCAGAGCUUUUUCUUAACGUUUCGCGUUUCGCGAUUCUCUGUGCUGAUUUGCGUGCGUGUGGAGUCGUGCGGUCGUCGUGGAGCUGACCUUAGGAGCGGAAAACUGCACCUGAAUCUCGCCCAUCAGCAGUGCCUUGAGAUUCCCGCUCUCGAAGUGAACGUUUGAUUUCGAAACUGGAAAAAAACACUCCCCCAGCACAUGUACACUUCUCCGUAUUCCAUUGAGAGAGUUAUACAACUAGGCCAGCCACAUAAAAUUUUGAAUUUUACGUGAAACGGACGAGGACACCGCAAUCGUUGAAACAUGAGCGACAAACGUGGAUUCGUCUUGGACGCAAAGUCCAUGGGACUGUCCAAUCCGGAGAAGCCCACAACCACGGGAAAGCAGAAAUGCCACAAUUUUGCACACGAGAACACAGAGAAAGCUGGGAAAGCGGGCGACCGCGACUUCCACUCCACGUGCAAUGUGAUCUCUGAGCCCUUACCCACGGAGCACUUUCGCCAGCUGGUGGACGAAUUGCCGAAUUUACCCGAUGAGGCGUUCCAGAUGAACCUAAAGCUGAACAAGGAAUUCCUAAGACGGCUGGCGGACAUCGACAGCCUUGACUCUCAGAAUUCUCAGGGCGGAGAUUCAAUGAGCAUCACACAAAAGGUGCGUCUGGUGACUUACCAAGAGUGGGUGGAGUUCCUACUGCAUUCCAACAGCGUCAUAUUCAGCAACAUUUCGGAACUUGAAAAUGCGACGUACGGAAAGGUCAUGGCCUGCAUGCAGUCGGUCAAGGGGGAGCAACAGCAUACGCUGGACGACUACCGCAAGCAGCGCAAGGAUCUCUGCACAAUUGUAAAGUUCCUACAGGAUGCCUACUACAAGGGCGUUUGGGAUACGACUAAUAUGUCACUGGAGACAAUGACUGUCAACCAGCUGCUGGGAUUACCCCGCGAGCAGCGUCAUCCGCAGAGCGAGAGCGAAAAGAUGGCGGAAUGCAUGAAAUCUCUGGUCAACGAAAUGGCCUCCAAGCACGAUGAGGUUUGCCAUUUAAAGUCCCAGCUCUGUGCUCUGGAUGAAGUGGUCCAAACGGCCAGGCAGAAGCUUAUCCUGAAGGACCAAUGCAUUGCCCAACUCAAUCAGCAGCUGCAGCAGAUCAAGGAGUGCCUUGCGAACGUGCCACAGCCUUCGCCGUGUUACGAGGCGCCAAAGGAAGAAGUGCAGAUCGGAGAUAUGGUAGCUUCCUGCUUUCUGGAAAGCCUCUGUCUGAAAGAUAGGGAGGAGAGCAAAAUUCUGAAGACACUUGAUACCGAACUCAAUGAACUGCUGGAGCUGCACGGUAGACACGAAGUUAAGUGCAUGGAGGCCUGCCGGAAUCGCCUUUACGGCUUUUUCGAGAAGUUUAGCAAAGAACUCGUUGAAGCCACCAGAAAUCUGGAAAAUGUCCGUAGCCAGCUGAGAGCGCUUCGAGACGAUGUGAAUAAGCCCGGCUCUGAUGCCUACAGCACGCCGAUAAGUUUGGUUGGUCCGGAUCCGGAUGGAACGUCACUUGAGUCUUUGCGACAGCAGCUGCAGGCCUACAAUAAUGCCACAAAGGAAAUGCUCGGCAAUUACCUACAACUGGUUACCGAAAACAAUGAUUUACACUCCCAGCUUAAAGCGAAAAGUUUAACAAACACCAGGAGCACAGAUAUUAUCAAGGGUAUAGCCGAUAAGCUGGUGGAGAUGGGCUUUCAAGAAAUCACGUACAAAGAAAUAUAUGAAACAGACUCAACGCACAAUCCAUUCUGUGCAGUCCUCAAUGAAUUAUACGAUAACAUAAAAGACAACAACUCCUUGGAGGAGCAGCUGCUGGUAAAAACUAACCAGCGUUUGGCCUGCCAGAUAAGCUGCCUGCAGGAGAAGCUAGAAGAUCGUGAUGCCCAAGUGUCCGAGCUGCAGGGCAUGAUACACAGCUACUCCGACUUCAGUGAUCACCAACGACUCAAGGAGGAGAUUUACAGCCUCAAGCAGACACACAGUGCACAGCAACACAAGUUGCGUGAGCUGACCACGUUGCUCAAGAGUCGUGAAGAGCUGCGCGCGGAACUCUGCAAAGAGCACGAGGAACUUGAGAGGAAUUACGAGGAUCAGUGCAAGGAGCUAAAAAAGUCGAAAAAGCGCCAGCAGUGCCUAGAGGAGUCAGUCUCUCAGGGCGAGAUGGUGCUGGAGGAGGUCACAGUAGAGCGCAAUCUGUUGCGGGAGGAGAUCAUGGCGCUAAAAGAGAAGGAGGCCACAGCCGCAGGACGCGAGCGGGCGCUUGGCGAUCAGUUGAACUUCACCGAAAAGGAGCUGAACAAUGCCCGGCGGGUUAUACAAAACUUGCAGGACCACUUGAAACAGGGCAAGCAAAAGCAUCGCGAGGUCGUCGAGCAGCUGGAGGUGGCCAACAACACAAUGAACCAGCAGCUGCGGGAAUUCGAGGGCGAGUGCCAGCGGAUGAGGGGAAAGCUGAAGCAGCAGGCGGACGUAAACCAACAGCAGGAGGAGAUCAUCAGUUCGUUUCGGCAGUGGAAGGACGCACAGAUUCGGGCGGACGAGGCAAGGCGGCGGUGCGAGAAACGGGCAGAGGAGCACAUCAGUCUGCUCGUGGAGGAGAAUCAGACACUGGUCCAUGAGUACAGGGCACUGCACCGGGACCAUUCCCUACUGGAAGCCGAAAUACAAAGAGUCAAGCAGGCCAUCCAACGCACCACCACAUCCCCUCAAACGACGUCGCCGGACUGUGCCCGCGUGGCCCCACAUAUGGGCGACGAACAAAUGUCUGCACGUCUGCGCAGUCUGGCCAAUACAUCGCAGCGUCUUGCCAUCCACUCCAAAAUGCUCAUUGACCAGACGAGUUUGCGGAAAGGCGCGCAGCAGGAGCAGGAAAAUCCAUCCCUGUCACGGAACACACAAUCCUCGGAUAGCCCAUUGCACGAACAGCAUCCGAAUCCCUAGUCCAUUUCAGUUUCAGUUAAAUCUCAUCUACCAUUCGGCCAACUUUGUUUACAUUAAAUUUUGCGUAUAUUGUAAAUUGUCUCUGCAAUUUGUAGUUGAAAUGAAGUAUGCUGUGUGCUGGUGUAAAACUA
This is a messenger RNA of Drosophila subobscura, 3386 nucleotides long. RefSeq names its product zinc finger protein 853. Bases 595 to 3255 code for a protein of 886 amino acids. The record is from RefSeq and is a predicted model, not a curated record. Lineage: Eukaryota; Metazoa; Arthropoda; Insecta; Diptera; Drosophilidae. The transcript is spliced from 12 exons.